GUCCAAGGUUAGCUUGAUGUUCGAAAAGUUGAAAGAUUCGUUAAUGUUUAUUUACGAAAAUUUAGAAUAUUUAUGUACAAACGUCGAAUGCAUUUUAUCGAAUGAAUUGAGUAAUAUUUUACUUUUUCCUUACAAAGCUUUGUGAUGUUUUCCCCAUGCUGGCAGACCAUGUCAAAGUGCUCUUUUUCGGAAGCCCUGGAGUGCCGAUACGGGGAGGACCUUGAAGAGGAGAGCUCUCCCGAGAUCUUUCUGGUGGGCAGCUUUCCUGGGAGGUCCAGCCCAACUAGUGGGAGACUGGUACUGCCUCGGACCCUAACGCUCAACCGCUGCGGAAUUGACUGCGCCGGAUCGCACAGGAAAAUCGAAGAACUCUGCGGAAAAGUAGAGGAACUAGAUCUAGCACAGAACUACCUCUCCGAUCUCAGUGAAAUUGAUGUCUUGCUGCAGCACAUGCCUAACCUAUCCUUCCUGAACCUGAGUCACAACGACCUGAGUGAGGCCAUGCUCAAGCCCCUCACUCACAUUGAGAGCAUGAAGAGUCUCGUCCUAAACUGCACCCAUGUACCCUGGGAUAUUGUCUGCGGCUUUCUGGAAGCUAUGCCAAACCUCCAAGAGCUUCAUCUGAGCCUGAACGACUACACCUCGGUGGGGCUGCCUCCCGAGUGCCACUACCCUAACCUGAGGCAGCUGUACCUGUGUGGCAGCCGCUUGUCCUCCUGGGAGGACGUGAUGAGGCUGGGGGAGGCCUUCCCCCACAUGGAGUGCCUGGUGGCCGCAGACACCCCCCUCUCCCGCAUCCCCGAGCCCCGGGGAUGGGAGGACCGCUUCCCCCACCUCCAGACCCUCAACCUGAACAACGCUCCCUUGGCAGAGUGGACGGACGUUGACCGCCUGAACGCCUUCCGCAAGCUGGAGGACGUGCGGCUGCAGAACAUGCCGGUGCUGGAGGACCUGAAUGAGCCGGAGCGAAGGCAGCACCUGAUCGCCUACCUGCCCUCGGUGGAACGACUCAACGGAAGUGCCAUAACCCCGAAAGAGAGGGAGGAUGCAGAGAGGGCCUUCAUCAGGCACUUCCUCCACCACGACCCCCAGGACAGACCCAGGAGGGUCUCCGAACUGGAGGCAGUGCAUGGGAAACUGGCCCCCUUGGUGGACGUGGACUUGAGUCCGAAGAAGACGGCACAAGUGUUUGUGAACUUCUGCGAAGAACAAUCGGUGGUGACUGUGAAUCUACAGCAGUCGGUGCAAGAACUGAAGCACUCGCUGAGUGAGCGAUUCGGGCUACGGCCGGCCCGAAUGCGCCUCUUUUACCUGGACCAGGACCUGAAGGAUGCCCACGGACCAGACGAGCUGCGCUACAAUGGCCGCAAACUCUACAGCUACCAGAUACGAGAUGGAGAUGAGCUGCUCAUAGUAUGUAAAGUUUAG
This is a messenger RNA of Uloborus diversus, 1428 nucleotides long. It is a transcript of the gene mlt, whose product is annotated as tubulin-specific chaperone cofactor E-like protein. Gene Ontology annotation, molecular function: protein binding. NCBI's taxonomy places the organism in Eukaryota, Metazoa, Arthropoda, Arachnida, Araneae, Uloboridae. The transcript is spliced from 7 exons. The record is from RefSeq and is a predicted model, not a curated record. The coding region runs from base 145 to 1428 and encodes 427 amino acids.